This is a messenger RNA of Geodia barretti, 442 nucleotides long. The record is from the annotation of a GenBank genome assembly. NCBI's taxonomy places the organism in Eukaryota, Metazoa, Porifera, Demospongiae, Tetractinellida, Geodiidae.
CACGAGCUGAGACUACUCAGACCUCGCCCUGACUCGGAACAGUUGCGAUGCUGCUAAUAACAGUGAUUCUCAGUCAUCGUCGACGAAGUCUAAGACAGUGCCCAGUGUGGAAUCUGGAGGCCUCUCCCCUGCCGGGCUACCGUCGAAAAGUCAGUACUUACCAGCAUCGACGCAAUCGUGGAUUGCACCCGGUAUCGGCUUGGGAGAACUCUCCUCCCCGGUGCUUUCUUCAAAGAGCUGCUACCAACCAAGGUUGAAGGCAGACGAGCUACAGCCAACCCUGCAGCGGAGUUCCCGAGACUGGAACUGAGAAGACAGGUCUCCGACAUCGACAAGUUUGUUUACGAUGACAUCAUUCUCCAUGACUACCAUCCUCACCCCAAGAUACAUUUUGAUAUGUACUGCUGCAUUACCUUCAGUGAAUGAAAAGCACUGAAGUGCA